UCCGGUGAAGAGACGAUGGGGCUGACAAGGAGGGAAGGGAGGCAGAGGCAAGUCAACUCUAACCCGCCCGGUCACCGGCCGGAGGGGAGAAUGGCGGAGACGACGGGGACGGCUCCGACCCACCGGCUCCGCACGCGCGCCGAGGCGGCGGUGGCGUUCAUGGUGGACGUCCGCCCCCGCGAGAUGCCCCCGCUGACGAGUGCCGCCUCCACCUUCUUCUUCAUCCUGAGCGCCUACUUUGUGGUGCUGCCGCUGCGGGACGAGGGGGCCAUCUCGCUGGGCCUCGGCGCCCUCCCGGGCCUCUUCGCCGGCUCGCUCGUGCUUACCGUCCUCGCCGCCCCCGUCGCCUCCCUCGCCUUCUCGCUCCCAUCCGUCCCCAAGUCCAGGGCUUUGGUUUUGAUACACAGAUUCUUCAGCAUAUCCCUUCUUGUAUUUUUCAUGCUUUGGUUUGCCUCGAAGCCGGGCUCCCCAGCUACCGCCCAGUCAAGUGAAGAUAGUUCAAAUAAGCCUGCUGGGUGGGGAAACCACACCUGGUUCUACAUAGGUGUGAGAAUAAGCUUCUUUCUUUGGGUUGCUUUGCUUAAUCUCAUUACAAUAUCAUCUACUUGGGCAAGGGUAAUUGAUGUCAUGGACAGUGAGUCAGGUUCAAGAUUGUUUGGUUUUAUUGGGGCUGGUGCUACGCUGGGGCAACUUUUUGGUUCUUUGUUUGCUGCAAGCAUGGCAUGGAUGGGACCCUUUCUGCUCCUAUUUUCCUCCCUCUUGAUGGAACUUGCUGCACUCUCAUCUAAAGGAAUUUGCAUUGAUGCUAAUCAUGGUUCAACAGAAUUGCCGUCAACAGGAGCAGAACCAAGUCAAAUUACCGAGCUUGGUGAUGAAAUGUCUUCACUGGUCACUUCACCUAGAACACCUUCCCAAUCUCAAAAGACAAAGCCUGGGAUUUUUGUGAUGUUUGAAGGUUUCUGGCUGAUCAUGCGCUCACCCUACCUGGUAUACAUAUCUCUGUUUCUAUGGCUGAGUGCAGUUAUCUCAUCCUUCUUUUACUUCCAGAAAGUAACUAUAGUUGCUACCACAAUAUCAAGCCCAACUGCCAGAAGGAAAACAUUUGCACUGAUAAACAGCUUUAUAGCAGUUUUUAUUCUUGCCGGACAGCUCACUUUGACGGGUCAUAUCCUUACAGUAGCUGGUAUAACAGUUGCUAUUUGCGCAUCUCCAUUCAUUGCUGCCUCAAAUUUGGUUGCCCUUGCUGUAUGGCCAACUUGGGUUGCUGUUGCUGUCACUGAAACAAUUCGAAAGGUAACUACCUAUGUAUUGACUAGACCUGGAAGGGAGUUAUUAUUCACAGUUGUCUCACAGGAUGAGAAAUACAAAGCCAAGGUCUGUAUAGAUGUUAUUGUCCAAAGGCUUGGUGAUGCAACAGCUGCUGGAAUUUACACGUUACUUUUCAGCAGCUUUGAGAAGAAAACAUCCAUUGUCAACCUCUAUGCAUUGCCGCUCUGCUUUUUCUGGCUUCUCAUCGCAUUUCAUUUGGGACGGCUCCAGACAAAUCUUGCCAAGCUUCAGGCAGCUUCUGACCCGUCCUAGUUCCUACCAAACAUGUAUCUGGAACCUAAAAAAUAGGUAUCUCGGUGCUUCUUGACAUCUAUCAAGACACGUGGCUGAGUAAGGCCGUUUGUGCCAGGCCUUUAUUUUUCUACGAUAUCGACUCAAUACAGUGAAGCGAUUCGAGAAUGCAGAAGCACGGUAUUGAUUUUGUCUGCACAUAUCGGAGGAGCUACAAUGUAGCAAGCGGACAUUCGAAUAUAACACUGGAAGUAACCACCAGAAGGGUGAACAUAGAGGAAGACAUAAAUAGUACAGUAGCAGGCUAGCAGCAUAUAUACAGUAUAACAAUACAUGAAUUUUGUAUCUGCUUUUAGUCCAUCCUUUCAUGGCGGAAUCAUGCAAACUGUAAGCAUGUUAAUUCAUUGUUUAUGGGGGAAAAGUAUGGCUGGAUAGGCUGGGCAUUGUUCUGCUAUGCCGCAUAAAAUUAUGUGCUGCUCUGUUCAAUACCACUCCCAGACAGCAUAUCAUUUGCAGAGAUGUGUAACUAGUUUUACCGACAACUAUCUGAUGAACCUGGACUACUGAUCAUACAGUGAAAUAUUUCUAAUUUUUUUUGUGUUA
Messenger RNA from Hordeum vulgare subsp. vulgare (domesticated barley), 2163 nucleotides. RefSeq lists its product as uncharacterized. Gene Ontology annotation, molecular function: ATP:ADP antiporter activity. The transcript has 13 exons. Gene Ontology annotation, biological process: nucleotide transport. NCBI's taxonomy places the organism in Eukaryota, Viridiplantae, Streptophyta, Magnoliopsida, Poales, Poaceae. The record is from RefSeq and is a predicted model, not a curated record. The coding region runs from base 16 to 1581 and encodes 521 amino acids. Gene Ontology annotation, cellular component: membrane.